This is a messenger RNA of Myripristis murdjan (pinecone soldierfish), 946 nucleotides long. RefSeq lists its product as uncharacterized. The transcript has 5 exons. NCBI's taxonomy places the organism in Eukaryota, Metazoa, Chordata, Actinopteri, Holocentriformes, Holocentridae. Bases 1 to 741 code for a protein of 246 amino acids. The record is from RefSeq and is a predicted model, not a curated record.
AUGAGACGGGGACAACAUGCAGCAAAGGGCUUGGCUCAGAAUAAAAACUUGGUCACUCCACUAGUUUUGGACGUAAAUGUGAAAAUGAAGAAUCAGAUGAGGCCGUUCGUGCUUCUUGCUCUGGUUGCCUUGCUGGUCAGGGCUCAGACACCAACUGAACCCAACUAUGAAGAUUUCCUCUUCAACCUCAAAUUUCCUCUGGACAACUACCGUCCACUUCUGAAUCAAGUGCAAGUUGAAACUUUGCCCCCUGAGGAGGUCGACCGGUCUGCACUGUCAGUCAGGAGUCUGACAUUUCCUGCACAAGAGACGGAGUGUAGCUCCACACAGGAACAAGGCAGCCCAUGCCCUCUGAAGGAAAAUGGGGAACUGAUGCUGUGCAACGUAAAAGUUACCUACCCAGUGCAAGAGCCCAGUGACAUCAGAGCCUUUGAAAUCAGAUGUGACAUGGCCACAGAGGAAGCCUUGCUGGGAGGAGCCAGGACAAGAAGAAGCACGUCUCGCCAGUUUGGGCCACAUGCAUGUCUAAUUUGUGGAGUUGUAGGUCCAAGAGUGUGUCAACAAUGGAGAUGUCAUAAAAAACCUACAUUUCGUCCAGGAGGCGGGUCCACAGUUGGCAAAUUUGAUGUUACAAAACCUGGAAAAAAUCCUGCUUCCUGGAAAAAACUUCCAGGAGGCGGAUCCUUAAUCGGCCAAAUUAAUGAUGAAAUCAUCACAAAACUUAAUAAUCAGCAUUUUUAGUUUCAUUUAAACAUUCAACUUUAACAUUGGAAUUAAAUUGCAUCUUUGUGUUUUGAGGAAUCAGCUCCAUUUCCUAAACUCUAAACUGCAUGCAGCUUGAAAUCUAAUUUGUAUCUGUCAUAACUGAAUAUUGUAAGCUUUUGUCUGCAAAUAUCCUGUAUGUAUACAGGAUAUUUUUAUGUAUUGUACAUGAUUUCUAUUGCAU